Paramecium octaurelia is the source of this 1931-nucleotide messenger RNA. NCBI's taxonomy places the organism in Eukaryota, Ciliophora, Oligohymenophorea, Peniculida, Parameciidae. The record is from the annotation of a GenBank genome assembly.
AUGUAGAAGACAAACUUUAAGAACCUCAAAGACCUACUCUAAAAUAAGUACUCUUACUAAGAUGCUAAAUAAAAUUCGCGUACUUCUUCCAUAGCUGAAGUCUUAUAGAAUCUCAAGAAAAAUAAAGAUCAGACACCAGUCUCCAUCAUGAAAGAAGAGAUCAUCAAUUUUACUAAAGCUAUAGGUUUUGGCAUUUAGGCUCCACCUUCUAAAUCAAAAUCUAAAGAGAAAUAAGCAUUGCCAAAGAGCAUUGACAAGUAAUCAUAUAAUUUUUGAUUUUAGAAAACCGAUAUUAAAUAAUGUAGCCCCAUAAUCAAAGGGUAAUAGUCGAAACAAUAGUUCUUAGAGUAGAAAUACUUCUGCGCAUUCCAUCAUAAAUGAGAAGUAAGUUGAAUAAAUAUGUUAGCACAAAUCGAUCUAUUGCUAAAGACCCAAAAAUACCAAAAGGAUUUUAAACUGGAAGAUUAAGAGAAAGGCAAGAAAUGAAUUCAAUCUUGGAAUAAUAAAAAAUAAAAAUACUUAAUUAAUCACAGGAUCAAUAAAAAUAAAAUCUCAACAACAGUAAUGUAAGUAAAUAAGGAACCAUAGAUCUCGUUAACUUAUUAAAGCAACAGUAAAAUCAAAAAUAAGAAUCAUUAACAAAUGAGGUAAUAAAUGAGAGUAAAACAUUCGGUGAAGAAUUCUGUGGAUUAAAUAAAGGGCAUUUCAUAUAUAAUUAUGUGAUUGGAAAAGGAGGAUUUGGAAAAGUUUGGAAAGUAGAAUUGAAGAAAAAUAGAUAAUUGUUUGCUAUGAAAGAAAUGAUGAAAUCUAAAAUUAUUGCCAAAAGAAGUAUCAACUCUGUAAUGAAUGAAAAAGAAUUAUUAUCAUAAUUGAGACAUCCGUUCUUAGUCAACAUGUGUUAUGCAUUCUAAGAUAGAGAUAAUCUCUAUUUGAUUAUGGAUUUGUUAACAGGAGGAGAUUUAAGAUUUCAUAUUGGUAGAAUGAAGAGAUUUAAAGAACAUUAAACAAGUACUGAUAUCAUUAAUUUAGAAUUCUUUAUUGCAUGCAUCGUAAGUGGACUAGAAUAUCUUCAUAACAAUAACAUUAUUCAUAGAGAUAUUAAACCAGAAAAUAUCGUACUUGAUAAACGAGUAAUCUUUAAAUAUUAAUUAAGGGUUAUGCUAGAAUUACAGAUCUAGGCAUUGCAAGAAAGGUUAGACCGGAUAAUUCAUAAGACACUAGUGGUACUCCUGGUUAUAUGGGUAAAUACUAAUUUAUUAAUCCAUUAAGCACCUGAAGUUAUGUGUAGAUAAAAUCAUGGAAUUGCAGUUGAUUAUUUCGCUUUAGGAGUUAUCGCCUAUGAAUUUAUGAUUGGAAAAGUAAUCUUUAUUAUCAAUUUAUCAAAAGAGACCAUACAAUGGGAAGUCAAGGAAGGAGAUUCGAGAUUAGAUUCUUGCUAAAUAGGCAUCUAUCAAAAAGGAAGAUCUACCAAAUGGGUGGUCUAUUGAAGCAAUGGAUUUUGUAAAUAAAGUAAAACAUCAUUUUGACUCUAGUUAUUACAAAGAAAACCUUAAAAUAGGUUAGGAUUUAAUGGUCCUUCCGAAGUCAAGAAUCAUCCUUGGCUAAAAGGUGUUCCUUGGGAAAAAUUGUAUAAUAAGACAGUCGAAGCACCUUAUGUUCCUAUUGUAUUUGUUAUAAUAAUAAACAAUAGAAUGUCUAGGAUAUGUAUAGAUAACAAAUAUCAGAUGAUGGAGAGGAAUCUUAAGAUGAAUUAAUUAAGGAAAACUAAUUAUUAUUAAGAAAAAAUAGUGUUUAAAGUAUAAAUAAUAGUAGAUUUAGAUUUAUUUGCUGGUUAUGGAUAUGAUUGCAAUUAAGAUCCUACUUAUAAAGGAACUAGAAGUACUGCAUCAACGCAUAAUACAAGUCAACAGAAUGAGACAAUCAAAUUUUGA